ACUUAUUUUAUCCCUUACCAGUCCUUCUUGUAAUCCGCGUUUUGUUUUGUGUUUCCUGUGAGAGCCGUUGUUCUGCCACUCUUUUCAGAGCAACGCGAUUCUCGUUCACUCGUUCAUCUCAUUCGUCGCGUCGCCCUAAACAACUUGUUUUCGUUGCACAUUACUCUAGGGAUUUUGCCCCAGUCGCUCAUUUCCAUCCACCAUGAAUCGCUCACUUUUCUCCAUUUUCAUCGCUGUCUGCGUCUAUGCGCAUUAUGUGUUUGCCUCUUUAAGUUCGAGCGAGAUUGCCAACUCCUUGAAUGAAUUGGCGCAACAAGGUUUCACUGCCAAGGAUCUCGUAUUGGAGAUUAACUCCACCGCCGAUGCCGGUCCAAUGCGUGACGUCUAUACAGAAAUGGAUACAAUGGUCACCGUGGUUCUCACGGAUGUUGAGUUCAUGACCAAUACUCCCAUCAUCACCGAUCAAGCCGAGGAGCAGACCGUAUAUGAAGGGUAUUCAAAUUUCGUACAAUCGCUCCUCGAGCUCAUGGACGCCUUCUCCAGCAGCGCAACCGAGUUGAAGUCGAUUGACUCAACCACCAAGGAUAAAGUCCCUUCGGAAGUUCGCAUCCUGGAGAGUGCCGUGGACGCCUAUUUCUAUAAUAUUAUCGGCCUCUUCCCGGCCAACAGCUCGUACAAUGCCCAAGCCAGUAACCAGAAAGCCCAGGUGGACACGCAUUGCUUCCAGGCUAUCUGGGCAUUUGAUCUCGGUGAUGGCAGUCAGUCUACCACUCAAUCGCGCAGGAACACCUCUCUUCAUACUCGACGCAUGAUGCGAAACUCUGCUUAGGUUGAGCUAUGUAUAUUUUGUAAGGACUACGCGGAGGCGAAUCGUUGACCGGAUGGUGACUAGCGGAGCCCGCUGCUAUGUAUUUCUAACUUUUAAUUAUCUUGUACCAUCUUAAUAUUGUGACUAGCACUUUCAGGCUUUACGCUCAUAGGCGAAAAUUGUUUAGCUGGGUAUAUACUUUGAAUGUAAGCAGAAUCUAGCGAUAUCACCCCUGUGGCAGCACAAACGUCCUGAGGUAGAUAAUGCGUAAAAUAGCCACAGUUCGUAGUUCUUUUCUAUCAUGAGGAAUGCUUUUCAAGG
Molecule: messenger RNA, 1129 nt
Organism: Aspergillus welwitschiae
Lineage: Eukaryota; Fungi; Ascomycota; Eurotiomycetes; Eurotiales; Aspergillaceae
Exons: 4
Coding region: 203-829 (208 amino acids)
Source: RefSeq, a predicted model, not a curated record